AUGGUACAUCUUGUUGAUGUACCGGAGUCAAUCACAGCCCAGGGCUGUGCGCGUGUCUUCAUCGAUACUAUCUUCCGACUUCAUGGGUUGCCCCGUGAACUCGUGUCACAUCGAGACCCCCGCUUCACAUCGGAGUUCUGGCAAUCUGUGUUCCGUUUACUUGGAACACGUUUGACGAUGUCAACUUCUGACCAUUUCGAAACAGAUGGUCAGACGGAACGCGUCAACCGCGCUCUCGAAGAGAUACUUCGAGGGUAUGUCCACUCGUUCACGAUUCGGAGUGAGUUCUUGCCGAUGGCGGUAUUCGCCAUCAACAAUUUGGUGCAUGCGUCUGCAGCUCAUACACCGUUCUUCGUGAAUGGCCCUACGACAUCCACGUUUACCCGCCUUCUUGGAGUGUGA
Molecule: messenger RNA, 402 nt
Organism: Peronospora matthiolae
Lineage: Eukaryota; Oomycota; Peronosporomycetes; Peronosporales; Peronosporaceae
Source: the annotation of a GenBank genome assembly